This is a messenger RNA of Pyrgilauda ruficollis (rufous-necked snowfinch), 2372 nucleotides long. It is a transcript of the gene HOXB6, whose product is annotated as homeobox B6. The record is from RefSeq and is a predicted model, not a curated record. The coding region runs from base 670 to 1410 and encodes 246 amino acids. Gene Ontology annotation, cellular component: nucleus. Gene Ontology annotation, molecular function: RNA polymerase II cis-regulatory region sequence-specific DNA binding; DNA-binding transcription factor activity, RNA polymerase II-specific. NCBI's taxonomy places the organism in Eukaryota, Metazoa, Chordata, Aves, Passeriformes, Passeridae. Gene Ontology annotation, biological process: regulation of transcription by RNA polymerase II; anterior/posterior pattern specification. The transcript is spliced from 2 exons.
AAUUAACUUUUUUUUUGUUGGUUUUGUUGGGGUUUUUUCUCUCUUUUUCCCCUCUCCGCGCUGUUCUUUCGGGGAUCCGCACGCAUUUAUUGGGUGCAAAUAUAAAGAUUUCGGCUCUCGCCGCGCCAUCCGCGCGGACGGGCGCUCCGGGGGAGGGAGAGGAAGAGGGGAGGGCGAGGAGGAGGAGGAGGAGAGGGGGGGGGACCGCGCGUUUAUUUAUUUAUGAAGCUCGCAGCGCGCCGGGAGAAGGCUCCUUUCGGCAGAUAUUAUAUAUUUGGUUAAGGGGGUGCCUUUCUGUUGUUUAAAAGGGAGGGAAAAAGGGGGUGGACGGUUUGUUCUUGGGGGUCCCUGGUGCAAUCUCAGCUCCUCAUGGGUGCUAUUUUGCAACCUCAGGCGCCUGCUAUUGGUCAGCCCGUGAUCAGAUGGUUGUAUUUCCUUGUGUCCCUCGCUGGCACCACGCCAUCUCCCUUCAGCUAAAACCCAAUCUCCGAUAUACCACUAAUAGCUAAACCACUUGGACUAUAAAACACAACAAAUCAUAAAGCCCGGGCUAAAAAGGACGGCACGCGCGCGCACACACACACACACAAGGAUUAAAAAAAAAAAAAAAAGGAAAAGGAAAAAAAAAAAAAAAAGGGGGAAUCUCUCUCUCUCUCUCUCUCCUUUCCGAUGAGUUCUUAUUUUGUCAACUCGACCUUCCCGGUGAGCCUGGCGGCGGGGCAGGAGCCCUUCCUGGGACAGCUCCCGCUGUACCCCUCGGGCUACGCGGAUCCUCUGAGGCACUACCCCGGCACCUACGGAGCCCCGGCCGUGCAGGACAAGGGCUACUCCUCCUCUCCUUACUACCAGCAGAGCACAGCAGCGUUCGGCGGCCGCGGCUCCGCCUGUGACUAUGGGCCCGGCGGCUUUUUCAGGGACAAGGACCCCGCGUGCGCCCCUCCCAGCCUGGACGAGGUGCCCUCCUUCGGCGCCGAGCCGCGCAAGGCGGACUGCGCGCAGAGCAAAAGCGCCUUCGGAGAGAGCGAGGAGCAAAAGUGUUCCGCGCCGGUUUACCCCUGGAUGCAGCGGAUGAACUCUUGCAAUAGCCGCUCCCUCAGGUUCGUCCUUCGGGCCCAGCGGCCGGCGGGGCCGCCAGACCUACACCCGCUACCAGACGCUGGAGCUGGAGAAGGAAUUCCACUUCAACCGCUACCUGACCCGGCGGCGCCGCAUCGAGAUCGCGCACUCGCUCUGCCUGACCGAGCGCCAGAUCAAGAUCUGGUUCCAGAACCGCCGCAUGAAGUGGAAAAAGGAGAACAAACUGCUCAGCUCCUCGCAGCUCAGCGCCGAGGAGGAGGAGGAGAAGGCGGCAGAGUGAUUCCGCAAGAACGACGACAAAAAAACCAACAACAACAAAAAAACAACAACUAAAAAAAAAAACCCAACCACAACAACAACAAAAAAAAAACCCAACAACAACAUAAAAACCCAAUAACAACCAUUAAAAAGUUAUCUAAAAGGCGCAAAACGCCAUGAAAAGUCGGGAUUUGGGGAGGGGGGGAGUGGGCUGCCGGGGGGAAACGCCGCUCCUGGGGGGGACAAGCCCCUGCAGCAGCGGCCGCCGCCACGAAGUUUGGGCCACCAACGCCCCGGACUCGAAUUCCCGAUGAUUUUGUCCAUAAACAAGCAAAAAACACACAAAAAUAGUCUUCUAGUCGCGUUUUGAAUUCUGGUUUUUUUGCCCUUCCCACGCUUCCCUCCCGCUCUGCUCCCCCCCCCACACGAAAUGGAAUAAUAAUAAUAAUAAUAAUUCUAAUGAAAAAGCGAAGAGAUGGAGAGAGAGAAGGAGGGAAAGAAAGGGAAAGGGAAAAAAAGGGGGGAAAAAAAGGAAAAAAUUAAAAAAAAAAAAGGACUCCUAGCCGUGUUUCUACCCUUGGUGUCACUGUUAGUAAUCUGCUAACUCUUGUAUUUAAUGGAAGUGCUGCAAUAUAUGUCAUUUGGGGUGUUUCUUGUCCUAAUUUUGUAAAAAUGUUUCAUGCACGGUUGGCAUAAGUUGGGUUUUUAAUUUUCUUUCUUUUUUUUUAAUUUUUUUUACUCCUUUGGUAAAUUAAUCAAACCCUGGGGUUCUUUGUAAUUAGUUUCGGGGUGUUUGUUUUUGUUUGGUUUUCUUUUUUUUUUUUUCCUUUUUAAUUUUAUUUUAAAAAGGAAAAAAGGAGAGAUAGAACGAGUACUACCUACAAGUCUGCGGGGAAAAAAAAUAAGAAAAAAGAAAAAAAAAGGAGAAGAACAAGGACAGAAAGUUCUAUUUUAUUAAUUUUUGUACGUGUUGUGUUUGGAGUUUGUCUUAGCUAUGAACAUGGAAUUCUCUAAUAAAAGCCAAGUCUUCGAUCUCA